UACUGGAAAACGCGAUCAAAGAGUUUUUCAAGCUCAUUGUUCAAAUCUUGAAGUAGUAAUAAAAUACAUUUUUCCUUUUAUUUCAAAGUAUAAAAAUACGGACAUUUUCUGUUAUUUCAACUAAUAUAAGUUACAACUAUGCAAAUUAAAAAACUGACAAGAUGUAAUUCAAUUACAUCCACGCGAGAAAGCUAAAAAAUGAGCCAACAGUGAACUACACAGUAACAUAUCACGAAAUAGACAAGAUUUUUAAAUUUGUCAAUACCCACGUAAGCAAAUUAAUAGUUUUCAAAGUUACGUUGCCACCAAUCGAUUUUCUCCGUGUCAAUGAACCAUUUGAUGACAAACCUACGAGUUUAUACAAGCAUCAACUUAUUUAACUCCCUGAAACACAAAGUGAGAAAGUCGAGCGUAUGCUCGCGAGAUUCGUUUGAUGAUCAAUAAUUAGUGCGUAUCACAAGUUCAUAAGUUUCAAGGAACUUGACAAGACCUUUGACUUUCGUGACGGAUAGCGCACCUUCAUUUUCGUUGACGUUAUUAUCAAGUGUAUUAUUGGUCUCUUCAAAGGCGUAUAAACGUUAACUUUAAUUCGGUAGAAUCGAUUACUGGAUGAGGCCGGAUAACUGUCGAUGCAUGAAGAAAGAAAACGAAGAAAUUCGACGAAUAGCCGCGUUGAUCUAUCCAAUCUUGGUCCAAAGAUAUAGUCGCAUGGCAUUUUUACAAGUCAGAGUUAACGUCCUAUGGGUAUCGGGGUAAAUUACGGCGUAUAGACAGUUGACGGUAGAGGGGGCCGAAAAUAUCGUGCCGAGGAGCUAUCACAAUCGAAGUGUCGUCUCGCUAUAGUGUUGGCUGCUUUAUGUUUUAACCUCAAAUACUUUCAUGGUGUUUUGUGUAAAAGUUUAUAGUGAGACUUUUAAUAUAGAGAGUGAUGGACAACAGAAAGGAUACAGUUAGGAUAAAGGAAGAGCAGAACGUUACUUGGCCAGAUGCAGGCUACGAUAAUAUUUUUGAGUCUCUGGAUUCUUGCACGGCCGAAACUUUUGAAACAUUUCCGUUUUAUAAAUCAUCAGCAAACCCCACGAAUGAGGUCAUGGGAUUACAAAAAAAGUCGAACGAAAAAAUAUUCGUUGAUUUCGAGUGCAAAGAUGUUAAAAUUGAACAUAAGUCCGUAUCGAAAACCAUCUGCAAAAAUGAGUACGAAAGUAAUCCUCGUGUAAUGAAAAUAGAAAACGAAAAUCAGAGCAAUUACAAGAAUCGUAAGGAACUGAUAAUUUUGAUAAAAAAAGAAUUCGAUUACGAUAAAAAUCGUCAAUUUCAAGUGAAUUUCCGAUCAAAGUUUGGUGAAUAUGAAACUUUAAAAAUAGCAAGAAAAACAACUCGAUCCAAACUAUCUUACGAAAUGAGACAAAAUACUUGUAAAGUAAAACGAAGUUUUAGAACACAUCUGAAAUCGGAAAAUAAGAUAACUAGACCAUACGAAUGUACAAAAUCAUUUCGACAAAAUUGCCAUCUCAAAAAUAAUGUGAACGCAGCUGUACAUGAUCGGAGCAAACGCUUCGAAUGUGAUAUUUGUCGCAAAUCAUUUGGACAAAAAAGUGAUCUCAAUAAACAUACAAGUGCUGUUCAUGAUCAGAUCAAACCCUUCGAAUGUGACAUUUGUCACAGAUCAUUUGGACAAAACAUUACUCUCAAACGUCACAUUAAUGGAGUGCAUAGUCCUAAAAAACCUUUCAAAUGUGAGUUUUGUCGUAAAUCAUUUGAACAAAAAAGUGAUCUCAAUAAACACAUCAGUUCAGUACAUUAUCGGAGCAAACCCUUCGAAUGUGACAUUUGUCACAGAUCAUUUGGAUACAACAGUACCCUCAAACGUCACAUAAAUGGAGUACAUAGUCGGAGCAAACCCUUCGAAUGUGACAUUUGUCACAGAUCAUUUGGAUACAACAGUACUCUCAAACGUCACAUAAAUGGAGUACAUACUCGGAGCAAACCCUUUGAAUGUGAGAUUUGUCAUGAAUCAUUUAGAUAUAAGAAUGUACUCUACAGACACAUAAAUGCAUUACAUAAUCGUAGCAAAUCCUUUGAAUGUGAGAUUUGUCACAAAUCAUUUGGAUACAAGAGUGACCUUAAUAAACACAUCGAUGCAGUUCAUAAUUGUAGCAAACUCUUCGAGUGCGAUAUUUGUCAUAAAUCGUUUGGACAAAAAAGUUACAUCAAAAUUCACAUAAAGACGGUACACAAUCGUAGCAAAUCCUUCAAAUGUGCGUUAUGUCAAAAAUCAUAUGGUAGCAAGGAUAUUUUAAAAGGUCACAUAAAUGUAGCACAUAACCGUACCGAGCCCUUCGAGUGUGAUAUUUGUCACAAAUCGUAUGGAUACCAGCAUCUACUCAAAAAGCACGUGAUGAAAGAACACAUUUCUAAUAAACCCUUCGAAUGUAACAUUUGUCACAGAUCAUAUGGACUAAAACAACAUCUCAAAUCUCAUAUUAAUGAAGUUCAUUGUCGUAGCGGACACUUUGAGUGCGACAUUUGUCACAAAUCAUUCAUUUAUAAGCGUAAUCUGAGUAGUCACAUGAAUGUACAUAAUUGUAGCAAUUCCUUUGAGUGUGACAUUUGCCGAAAAUCAUUCGGAUACAAAUGUGACCUCAAAAAUCACACAAUGAUGGUACAUAUUUUGUAACAAGCCCUCUGGGCGUGAGA
This is a messenger RNA of Trichogramma pretiosum, 2697 nucleotides long. Its product is annotated as gastrula zinc finger protein XlCGF26.1-like. The transcript is spliced from 3 exons. Bases 929 to 2677 code for a protein of 582 amino acids. Gene Ontology annotation, cellular component: nucleus. The record is from RefSeq and is a predicted model, not a curated record. Lineage: Eukaryota; Metazoa; Arthropoda; Insecta; Hymenoptera; Trichogrammatidae. Gene Ontology annotation, molecular function: zinc ion binding; nucleic acid binding.